AGCAUACGACCCUGACAAAGCACAGGCAUGGCUGAAAGCAAUUGAGAAGAUCUUUCGAGUCAUGAAUUGUACUGGCACGCAGAAGGUGCAGUUUGGCACCCAUAUGCUUGAGAAAGAAGCUGAAGAUUGGUGGGACAACACUGUUCAGAGGUUUGAAGGUGAUGGGAUGGAGAUUACUUGGGAUCUUUUCAAGGGUGCAUUUCUGGAGAAGUACUAUCCAGAAGAUGUGUGUGGAAAGAAGGAAAUUGAGUUUCUUGAACUGAAGCAGGGUAAUGGAACCGUGGCGGAGUAUGCUACAAAGUUUGAGGAAUUGAUUAAGUUUUGUCCCCACUACAAUACUGCCGAAGCUGAGAGAUCUAAGUGUAACAAGUUUGUGAAUGGUUUGAGACCUGAGAUCAAGAAGGUUGUGGGAUAUCAACAGAUUAUCCGAUUUUCUGACCUGGUUAACAGGAGUAGGAUAUAUGAUGAGGAUAGCAGGGAAAGUGCUGCUCACUAGAAGUCUUUGAAAGAGAAGAAAGAAAAGGGGCAAUUCAAAGGGAAACCGUAUGGGAAUCCUGCUGAUAAGGGUAAACAAGAAGCUGGUCAUGACAAGAAGCCGAGUGGGGGAGGAGCUCCUAAUCCGGUUAGGUGCUACAAGUGUGGUGUUGAAGGACAUCGUUCUCCUGAAUGUCCCAAUUCAGAAGCAACAUGAUUUAAGUGUGGCAAGCUGGGCCACAAAUCCUUUGAGUGCCUAGAAGGUAAAACUGUGGCAUGCUACAGAUGUGGAGAGCAAGGUCACAUCAGUACUAAUUGUGACAAACCCAAGAAGGAUCCUGCAAGGGGGAAGGUGUUUGCUUUAUCUGGUGCUGAGACUACUGCUGAGGAUAGACUAAUUCGAAGUAAUCAGGAGGAGUAGUCUAUAGCCUUUAUUUCGAGUUGGAGUCCUUGCUCUGAUACGUAGCACUCGGGGGGGAAAUGGACGCUUGUUUUCCUUCUGUUAUAAUUUGAAUUAAGUUGUUAUUUGAGAAGUUGUUUCUGUUUUAAGUUGUGGGCAAGAUACUAUGUUUUCUUUAAGUUUUAAAGACAUUGGAUUCGCUGCAUAACUAUUUGUCAAAGUGAACUAGUUCAAAGACUAAUUAACUGUCACAAGAGCAUUUAAGUUUAUUUAUGAGUUCAUCUCAAAGUUUAUGUGCUAUGUAUCUGUUACAAGAGCAUUAUGUUAAUGUUUUAAGUGAUUAUGUAAUGCCUCAUGAGUGUUAAAAUUUUUAUCACUCUGAUAUUUGCAAUACAUAUGCCGUUUAGAAUUGGGGUGUUACAUUAGUGGUAUCAGAGCAAUGGUUGGUCAGUGACCAAGUUUUUAGUAUAAUAUAUAUUCUAAUACUUACUGAUACUCGAUAUGUGUAAGUAGCAUUAUCGAGCUGUUGUUUGAUAAGAGUUGUUGGUUGUUUGGAGAUUCAGGAAAAUGGUUGCCGGAAGGAAUGAUGAAGCUAUCGCUGAGGCAUUGGCAAUGAUGGCUAGCGCCAUUGGGCAAGGUCAGCAAGCGAACCUUGGGAACCAUAAUCAGGAUGAAUUUUGUGCUUUGGGAAAGUUUCAGAGGAACAAUCCGCCAACCUUUGAAGGAGCAUACGACCCUGACAAAGCACAGGCAUGGCUGAAAGCAAUUGAGAAGAUCUUUCGAGUCAUGAAUUGUACUGACACGCAGAAGGUGCAGUUUGGCACCCAUAUGCUUGAGAAAGAAGCUGAAGAUUGGUGGGACAACACUGUUCAGAGGUUUGAAGGUGAUGGGAUGGAGAUUACUUGGGAUCUUUUCAAGGGUGCAUUUCUGGAGAAGUACUAUCCAGAAGAUGUGUGUGGAAAGAAGGAAAUUGAGUUUCUUGAACUGAAGCAGGGUAAUGGAACCGUGGCGGAGUAUGCUACAAAGUUUGAGGAAUUGAUUAAGUUUUGUCCCCACUACAAUACUGCCGAAGCUGAGAGAUCUAAGUGUAACAAGUUUGUGAAUGGUUUGAGACCUGAGAUCAAGAAGGUUGUGGGAUAUCAACAGAUUAUCCGAUUUUCUGACCUGGUUAACAAGAGUAGGAUAUAUGAUGAGGAUAGCAGGGAAAGUGCUGCUCACUAGAAGUCUUUGAAAGAGAAGAAAGAAAAGGGGCAAUUCAAAGGGAAACCGUAUGGGAAUCCUGCUGAUAAGGGUAAACAAGAAGCUGGUCAUGACAAGAAGCCGAGUGGGGGAGGAGCUCCUAAUCCGGUUAGGUGCUACAAGUGUGGUGUUGAAGGACAUCGUUCUCCUGAAUGUCCCAAUUCAGAAGCAACAUGAUUUAAGUGUGGCAAGCUGGGCCACAAAUCCUUUGAGUGCCUAGAAGGUAAAACUGUGGCAUGCUACAGAUGUGGAGAGCAAGGUCACAUCAGUACUAAUUGUGACAAACCCAAGAAGGAUCCUGCAAGGGGGAAGGUGUUUGCUUUAUCUGGUGCUGAGACUACUGCUGAGGAUAGACUAAUUCGAAGUAAUCAGGAGGAGUAGUCUAUAGCCUUUAUUUCGAGUUGGAGUCCUUGCUCUGAUACGUAGCACUCGGGGGGGAAAUGGACGCUUGUUUUCCUUCUGUUAUAAUUUGAAUUAAGUUGUUAUUUGAGAAGUUGUUUCUGUUUUAAGUUGUGGGCAAGAUACUAUGUUUUCUUUAAGUUUUAAAGACAUGGGAUUCGCUGCAUAACUAUUUGUCAAAGUGAACUAGUUCAAAGACUAAUUAACUGUCACAAGAGCAUUUAAGUUUAUUUAUGAGUUCAUCUCAAAGUUUAUGUGCUAUGUAUCUGUUACAAGAGCAUUAUGUUAAUGUUUUAAGUGAUUAUGUAAUGCCUCAUGAGUGUUAAAAUUUUUAUCACUCUGAUAUUUGCAAUACAU
This is a messenger RNA of Lotus japonicus, 2869 nucleotides long. RefSeq lists its product as uncharacterized. Bases 1442 to 2095 code for a protein of 217 amino acids. NCBI's taxonomy places the organism in Eukaryota, Viridiplantae, Streptophyta, Magnoliopsida, Fabales, Fabaceae. The transcript is spliced from 3 exons. The record is from RefSeq and is a predicted model, not a curated record.